Anoplopoma fimbria (sablefish) is the source of this 497-nucleotide messenger RNA. RefSeq names its product ribosomal protein, large P2, like (gene rplp2b). Gene Ontology annotation, biological process: cytoplasmic translational elongation. Gene Ontology annotation, cellular component: ribosome; cytosolic large ribosomal subunit. Bases 113 to 457 code for a protein of 114 amino acids. Lineage: Eukaryota; Metazoa; Chordata; Actinopteri; Perciformes; Anoplopomatidae. The transcript has 5 exons. The record is from RefSeq and is a predicted model, not a curated record. Gene Ontology annotation, molecular function: structural constituent of ribosome.
UUUUAUUAAAAACGAAGAAGAAGAAGGUUCCUUCCGCCUUCGUCGUCUGACGUAACUUCCUUUCUGUCCGUGCUAACCUCGAAGUGAACACGCGCUCACCGCCUAGCUCAAAAUGCGUUACGUUGCUGCUUACCUGCUCGCUGCCCUCGGAGGCAAUGGCAACCCUGCGGCCAAGGACAUCAAGAAGAUCCUAGAAAGUGUUGGCAUUGAGGCCGAUGACACACGCAUGAGCAAGGUCAUUUCUGAGCUCACAGGCAAGAAUGUGGAAGAGGUGAUCGCCACAGGUUACGGUAAACUGGCCAGCGUGCCAGCAGGUGGUGCUGUAGCCGCUGUUGCCUCUUCUGCGGCUCCUGGCUCAGGUGGAGCUGCUGCCCCCGCAGCUGAGGAGAAGAAGGAAGAGAAGAAAGAUGAGUCUGAGGAGUCCGAUGACGACAUGGGAUUCGGCCUGUUCGACUAAACUUUUCCAAAUAUGAAUAAAAUUUAUAAAAAACACCAAA